GCGAGCUUGUCCCUUUUGUCCCAUCAAACAUCAUGUCAACCGAACGAACAUUUCGAACAUCUUCCAACCUCACACUCACAGCCAAAGAGUGGGGCACACCCGGUGGGUUCCCUAUCCUCGCCUUACACGGGUGGCUAGACAAUGCAAACACCUGGGACGUUCUUAUACCACAUCUUCUCGCUACACAUCCCCACCUCCAUAUCAUUGCACUAGAUCUAGCCGGACACGGACACUCCCAACACCGGCAUGCGGAAUGCGAUUACUUGUUUUACAAGUACGUUGAGGAAGUUGUCAGUGUAGCGGACGCAUUACAGUGGUCUCGAUUUGCUCUCCUUGGUCACAGCAUGGGGGGCGGCGUCGCAGUCCUCGUUGCCUCCCUCUAUCCCAACCGUAUUACCCACUUGAUCUCCGUUGAAGCUCUAGGCCCUUUUACACGUCGCCCAGCAGAGCAAGCAGCAAAUUUCAAGGCGUAUUUACAGGCUAAACCUGCUGUAGAGUCAUCUCGUAAACGCAUUUACACUGAUUUGAAGGAGGCGGCCCUGGCGCGGGCGACCGGGAACCCUACUAUGCCUCUUUCUGUAGAAGCUGCGGGACGGUUAGUGGAGAGAGGGACAAUAUAUGUGGAAGAGGGCGGGGAGAAAGGGUAUUGUUGGAGUACCGAUCAGAGGUUGAGGGUACCAUGGCCCGUGCAUUGGAGUGAUGAAGUCAUUGUGGAAUUACUGAAAAACAUUACAUGUCCUGUCUUGGUGAUUGUCGGGACAAAGGGUGUCAAAGGUAUGAAUUUGGAGGCAAGGAAAAGGGCGGUAAAGGAUCUGGAAAUUUUAUCCAUAGAAGGUGGGCACCAUCUUCAUUUGGAUGAUGCUGGGAAGGAAUGUGCAGAGGCCGUUGGCACCUGGUUGUCCAAGACGCAAGGCGCGGCAAGGUCUGCAAGGAAUGCACCGGUAAAAGCUCCUAUUCGGCGGUACAAGUUAUAGUGAUAGGUAGACAAAAUUAGACUAGACCUCUAACAUAUUUCAUCCAUUUCAUAAAAAAAUAACCGGACCGAGAUGAAAUAAAUGAGAUCGUUAAAAACACGACGAAGAG
Messenger RNA from Spizellomyces punctatus DAOM BR117, 1083 nucleotides. RefSeq lists its product as uncharacterized. The coding region runs from base 33 to 974 and encodes 313 amino acids. NCBI's taxonomy places the organism in Eukaryota, Fungi, Chytridiomycota, Chytridiomycetes, Spizellomycetales, Spizellomycetaceae. The record is from RefSeq and is a predicted model, not a curated record. The transcript has 3 exons.